AUGGAAGAAAAAAUUGAAUAACAAAAAUAAUUAAUAAUUAAAGCUAAAUUAACAAUAGAUAAAUUGAGAGCUGAGUUAAAUGAUAAAAAUCAAUAAUUACAAGAAGAAAAAUAAAAAAAUGAAAAUCUAGAAUAAAUUGUCAAUAAAUAUUUAGAAGAUGAAAAGAAAAUAGUAUGUGAAAGAGUUUUAGCAAAAGUCAAAGUUGAAGAAAUAGAAUGGUUAUGUAUUAAAAAUAAUGGAAUUGAAUGGGUAAGAGAAAGUGAAUUCAAUAAACAACUUAAUUCAUAAUUACAUGAAGAUAUUAAAUUAUUAGAUUAUUCUAAAUCAAAAGAUGAUAUCUUAGUUGUUGCUUAACAAUAUGAUUAAAGAAUGAAAAUAUUGCAAUAGGAAUGUUUUUAAAAUGAGAAGAAAAUAUAGGAAAUCCUUAAUUUAUAUUAAGAUUUACAAAACGAAUUCGAAAAAUAUAAAUAAGACAUAAUGUAAAAUAUUAAUGAAGUAAUAAAUUAAUCUGAACAAAUCAGAGAAACUACUUUAACUUUAGUAGAUUAAAGUAUUGAUUGUGAAGCAAAAAUAAAAUUAUUAUUGCUAUAGUUAUUGAAAGUAAAAAAUUAUAUAAACUAAGUCUUGUAGUCCAUAAUUACAUCCUUUAAAGUAACAUUUAAUAACCUUAAAUUAAACAAUUUAUGAAUUGAUCUAAUAAUAAUAGGAACAAAAUAAUUUGAUAGAAUAGUAAGCAAAGGAACAUAAAUAAAGACUAAUAGAAAUAGAGGAAGAAAGAAAAAUGGAAAGAGAACAAAGUAUAAUUUAUAUAAUUUAAGACAGAAAUUCAACAUUUUGAAAAUGGUAGAUAGUAAAUCUAAUUAUUAGAAAAUACAAUUGAUUAAAUUACAAAAGAAUUAAGAGAAAAGAAUAUAAGAAUUGAUAUAUUAUGUUAAGAGAAUCAAAAGAAUGCAAAUAUUUAAUAUAUUAAAAACAUAAUCAUUCGAUUCUUUACUGAAGAAUAUUCAGUAAUAAAAUCUAUUAAUAAGUAGGUAAAAUAAAAAACUAUCCCUGUGAUUGCUACUGUUUUACAAUUUACAGAAGCAGAACAUGCAGUGGUUUAAUAAGCAUGGGAAAGGGAUUCGAAGUCUUUUUUGAGUAGAAUUUUUAAAUGA
Messenger RNA from Paramecium sonneborni, 1154 nucleotides. NCBI's taxonomy places the organism in Eukaryota, Ciliophora, Oligohymenophorea, Peniculida, Parameciidae. The record is from the annotation of a GenBank genome assembly.